UCUACAAAAAUUACGUAUGUUGACACUGAAAGGUCGUAUUGGAAUUUAGAGGACGGAUAUUCAUUUUAUUCGAACCAUCCAAAUAUCGUGGAUGUGAUUCCUGCUCGGACAAGUGGUGUUAGUUAUAACCAUCGAAUAAAAUUAAUGCUAAACGCUUUGGAGGACGAUUUUUUGAGUUGUGCUGACCUGGGAGUUACCGGUGGUAGUUUUUUGAUUACGUUCUCUAAUCCAGCUGAAUAUUGUUCAGUCAGCCCUAGAAAAUAUAUUAUACCAGACACAUACACGAAAAUACAAAUCACUCCGUUCGUGAAAAAAAUUAAUUCGGAUUUAAUGUGGCGUUCAUUGGAAAUCAGACAAUGUUAUUUGCACAACGAAAGAAAGCUAUCAAUUUUUCAACUGUACACCGAGUUAAAUUGUAACCACGAAUGUGAAAUUAACAAGACUAUAUCCAUGUGUGGCUGCAUAAUGAUCGAGGGAGCUUUUUUAGGGAAAAAUGGCUCAAAAAUAUGUGGUCCUGCCAAAUACAGUUGCGCAUUGGAAGCUAUACAUUCAACAAAGCUUCCAAAAAAUUUAAAGGUGUGUAAUUGUUUGCCAACGUGUUCCAUGAUCGAAUAUGAAAUUACAGAUACAUCAAAUGUAGACGAUUGGAAAUACAUGAAAUCAAUAAAUUUGGUACAAAAUAAUUCUAGAGGUGCUACGAUUGAGUUGGUUUUCAAAAAACCUUACUAUACAGCAAACACAUCCGCAUCAAUCUUAAACCUGGAAUCUCUAAUUAGUAACGUUGGAGGAUUAUUAGGUUUGAUUUUGGGCAUGAAUUUAAUUAAUAUUUUU
Messenger RNA from Myzus persicae (green peach aphid), 831 nucleotides. RefSeq names its product pickpocket protein 11-like. Gene Ontology annotation, cellular component: membrane. The annotation marks the transcript as partial. The transcript is spliced from 6 exons. Gene Ontology annotation, molecular function: ligand-gated sodium channel activity. The record is from RefSeq and is a predicted model, not a curated record. NCBI's taxonomy places the organism in Eukaryota, Metazoa, Arthropoda, Insecta, Hemiptera, Aphididae. Gene Ontology annotation, biological process: sodium ion transmembrane transport.